GAAAGGGCGUCAGAUUUAAAAGCUAUGCGAAGGCUAUGUUUCCAAAUUGGCACAAAAAACAUGUUCUUUAUUUCACCCUUAUAUCUAUCUGGCGAAUGAAUCUGAAUUGGCGAUUAAAACCAAAUCCAUAAAAAUGAUCCAAAAAAAUUAUACAGCAGUUGGCAUUAGUAGCUAUGUAAAGCUAAAAUCACCUUAUUGUCAAUAGAUACGGGGCGUUAGGGAUGAAUGGGGUCCGCCUUUGAUUAACUGUGUCUUGUAAGGGACACACGUUUGAGCCACCGUCCUCAAUACUAGAGAAAAGCCAGUUCUUUUCUAGAAUAAAACCACUAACUCUUCAUGCUGAAAGCAAGAGGUCCGUGCUCAGAAUAUUAGCGAAGAUCAUCUAUUGUUCAAUGACUUCGCACCAGACGUACCCCACCAAGAUUGCAAACCUAGGUGGUUGCCCGAAAUCGACGGUCUACGAUGUUGCCAGUCUCCAUGCAGCAAACAUUGUUGGCUGUUUUCGAGAGGAGAGUAUGUAUCGUCCAUUGGGUCGCCCAGAUAAGCCCCAACGAUCAAGGAUUUGAAAGAGGAGAUGAAGCGAGACGCAGAAGCACUACUCUUGCAAAAAUUCCCGGCUCGAGUACUUCGUCUCGAGGAACUACUUCGUUCGCCUGAAUUCAACAUUCGUCCGACGGAAUGUCAUGCUGAAAUCAACGUCCCCAGGCCUUCACCUGUUUUCGACAAUAGUAACCAAGCACAGGAGUCCCCGUCGAAAAACCAUUUAAGUGAGAACGGUGAGCCUAAAGCAAAACGGCUGUGUUUUAUCGAGACUGACAAAAUCGGCGGUACAAAAGUUCUUGCCUUACCUGGAGGUGUGGUUGGCCUAAAUGAGGCAAUCACGUCAAUGUACACGGUUGUAAAGCCAUUAAUCGCACAGCUAAUUAACGAUUGCAACUUGCUCAAGAUGUGGAUCCAGUUUCUCAUACCAAAGGUCGAGGACGGCAACAACUUCGGUGUCGGUAUUCAAGAGGACUGCCUCGGUGAGGUUCGGACUGUAGAAGUGGAAGCGGCAGCGUUUCUCGAUCAAAUGUCUCGUUAUUAUACAGCUCGCGGUGGCAUGAUCACUAAAAUAGCAAAGUACCCACACGUCGAGGAUUUUCGUAAGGCUGUUGAUGAACUUGACGAAAAGACCUACGUUACGAUUCGGCUUACUGUCACCGAGCUUCGUAACAACUAUUCCACUCUGCAUGACAUCAUCACAAAGAACCUCGACAAGAUCAAGUUGCCUCGUACAUCAAAUACACAGAACCUUUAUUAGAUUAUGGUGGGUUGGUAUAUCCGAAUAGUCCCUCAUACAAACAUAAUAUUAGCAACAACAACGAUAAUAAUCUAUCAACUAAUUGAAACGAACACCGGUCGUCUAUGUCAUGGCACAGACAUUCAUCAUCAUGUUCGCUUGCACUGGCUGAACUGAGGUAGGCAUUGCGCUAAACAUGAAGACCAGAACUCACGUCAACUUCGAGCCCAACCGUAACUGGGCUAGUGUGCACGUUUUAUGACGGUCACAUGGGCAUAGUUUUAAUAAGAAUUAAGAUUCUUAACAAUGGCUCGGGAAACGUGCGCUAGGGAACUUGGCCGUAAGCUGGAUGAUCCGAAAUUAGUGCUAGUAAAGGACGGUGUGGCGCUAAAUGAGUUAUGAAAAUUCCAUUUUUCAGAUCGAGUGUUAACAAUUUGUAUUCCACUAUCAAUCACAAACUAUGUAAAAACAACAAGCACAACUGCAAGACAAGUGGAACCUGUAAGUGCUGUGCAAAGGAAGUCUUUUCGUGAUAACAUCUCCAACGCGCAUGUCUGAAACCGCAUAGCACGAGCAGUAUAAAGAAGUAAAUCACUAGUGUGGAGCCUUUUUGACAGUGAUAAAUGGCCGUGGCAACUAUUAAAAAUAAUGGUUUUUAUCACGUUUGUAAUUUUUUUCACCUCUGAAAACCAAUUAUAAGGCUGCUGCGCUUAAAAACAAUUGUAUCAUGAAUACUUAGACAAUGAUUGCUGUGUUAUUUAUUACACAGUUCAUAAUAAGAUUCAGAAUGAUAUUAGGCCUUUAUUCUUUAGGGAACACAAUUUGUUCUGCUAUCUUCCCUAUCCACCCAUUUCAGUUAUCUCGUAUCUAACAUCAUCGCUCAGGUGGUUUCCUUGUCGGCUGUUGUCUAGUAAAACGAACUGAUGUUGAUUUACUGAUGUCGAGAUAAGAGCAGCGAGCGCACAACAAGUAACAACGAGAUUAUAGAGAAUAUAAAAAAGUUAUGAGAAAGCUUCCAUUAAUAGCGGAUGGAUUGACUCGCUGAUAGUAGGGCAGAAAAGCCUAUUUAAGUAACAUGGUCAUUUAUGGACUACAUCGACGGACAGACACCCUGUAACAUAUUGUAAAAGGACAAAAAGGCCGCUUAUAGAAGGACGGUCUGACCUGACAGUUGAAUGGUUUGCCUGAUGAGUACUGCAAAAAAUGUGUUUCUCCUAAAUAUAGUACUUAAGUAAACAUAAAAUGGGAGCGGAAACCCAGCAUAAUUAUUGUGUCAAGAUAACUUCGUUGUGUUAAGUGCCGCUGCCGCGAAUUAUCAUCUAUGUAACAGAUCAGUUUGUAUGUAUAUUUUUCUUGAAUGAAAAUUAGUAGCAACGGAAACGAUUAUCCAUAUUUGUAUCUUCCUUGUUAUACUUUGUUGUCACAAGAACCGCAUUAAAAAUUAAAAGUAUGGAAAUCUGACACUAAACAUGUGUAAUUUUCUAAACAUUAAAAGCGAGAGGGGAAUAUAGCUUUAUUGCGAACGCAAUACUCCGUCAAGGCUUAAAUUUGUUUUUGAUCAUCCUGUUAGAACUGCUGUCAAUUGUAAUGUAUGGAAGAUAUAUAAGAAUAAAGAAUCACAGUAUACGUAUGCUAAAUAAUAGAUAACAGACAAAAUUUAAUGAUAUAGUCAAUUCGA
Molecule: messenger RNA, 2957 nt
Organism: Varroa destructor (honeybee mite)
Lineage: Eukaryota; Metazoa; Arthropoda; Arachnida; Mesostigmata; Varroidae
Product: proteasome activator complex subunit 3-like
Biological process (GO): positive regulation of endopeptidase activity; regulation of proteasomal protein catabolic process; regulation of G1/S transition of mitotic cell cycle
Cellular component (GO): cytoplasm; nucleoplasm; proteasome activator complex
Molecular function (GO): endopeptidase activator activity
Source: RefSeq, a predicted model, not a curated record